Ceratosolen solmsi marchali is the source of this 2297-nucleotide messenger RNA. It is a transcript of the gene APC4, whose product is annotated as anaphase-promoting complex subunit 4. The coding region runs from base 126 to 2297 and encodes 723 amino acids. The transcript is spliced from 7 exons. Lineage: Eukaryota; Metazoa; Arthropoda; Insecta; Hymenoptera; Agaonidae. Gene Ontology annotation, molecular function: protein binding. Gene Ontology annotation, cellular component: anaphase-promoting complex; nuclear periphery. Gene Ontology annotation, biological process: anaphase-promoting complex-dependent catabolic process; protein K11-linked ubiquitination. The record is from RefSeq and is a predicted model, not a curated record.
UUUAAAUGUGUUGUUAUUGUAACACUAACCUCCAAGAUUUACCGAAACCGGAGAAAAUAGUUGAGUUAAAUGAUUAUGUUGGAAAAUUGUUUUAGGUAGUUUUGAAGUUAGUGUGCUACUUAAGAAUGUCUGGAACGAUAAGGCAGUUGGAAGACCGUCAGUUACCCAAUGAAGUAACUUUAAUGCAUUGGUCUCCAAAUAUGGAUCUUCUAGCAAUAGCUAAUUCUAAAGGAGAGCUAGCACUGCAUAGAUUGACAUGGCAACGCGUUUGGCUUUUGAAUCCAUUUGAAGAGGGAGAUAUAAUAACAAACAUUGCAUGGAGACCGGACGGUAAACUCCUUGCGAUCACCUACGCAAACUCCAAAUCAUUGUAUUUAGUUGACAUUGAAAAUAAAAAUGUUGUACAUAAGUCUCAGUUGAAGUCCGAUGAAGGCUGCACGUAUAUGGCUUGGUUAUCCCUUACUCCACCUGUUUGUAGCAAUGCCAAUGAAAAAGUUUGCUCGUCUUGUACUGGCGAUUAUUUGCCACCGUUACCUAAUUUAAAUAGAAGUUUUGGCCAAGAACCCGAGAGGAAGGAAUUUUUCUCACAAACCCUAGAUAUGCUAUUCCUUGGUCAAGAAAAUGGCAAUAUCAUGAUGUACAUAUUUGGAAUGUUUUAUUGCGGUAUGAUUACGAUCGGUAAUGGACCUGUGUUGGAAAUCAGCGGUGGUGGGGGUAAAGCUUUGUGGGCCAGUUGGAAGAGCAGCGAUUCUAUAGUUGUUGUACGACUGUCGUGUUCGUUGCUUCAAAAUAGCGAGGCAUUUUUAAAUGUGGCCCAAAUCCAAGCUCACGUGGAGUUCUUAAUGGAUUACUUAUCGCGGACGUUAAUGGCCAUUUCAGAAGCGUGGGAAACUAUCCUUUUAGAAAUGGAUGAAAAAUUAGCUAAAUAUGCCGCUGAUAAGCCACCGGGUAGUGUAGCUGCAGACUUUUUGGAGCUUUUGAUGGUCGGAGUUCCAACACCCGAUUUAGUUAAUUUUUUACUGCGAGAUCUUACGGAAAAAGGAUUAAAGAAAUUAGGACAUAGCAUUGAUAUGUGUUAUAGUAAUAUUCAAAAAUUGGUGUUAAAACAUUUGAGUAGCGUAGGAAUGGCUUUGAUAUAUCAUUUAGCCGAAAUGCGUGGGAUGGUUCGCUUUGGAGGUGCUUACGAAGCAUUAGGACUCAGAGACGAGGCUCCCAUAACCAAUGCUCUCAGUGCAGCGCAAUCUUUAUUAGAGAUUCAGCAGGUCAUCGAUCACAAUAUGCGUGAUUAUAAAGCUUUUAUAAGGUGGCUUUAUACCAUUAUACUAAGACUGAAUGAUGAAAGAGUUCCAUCCGAGAUGAGUAGAGUGAGUCAGCAAGAUUUAACUUACAUUGCGGAAUUUCUACGUGGAUUUGAUAAAAUUGAGUUGAAUGCCAGUAAACGUAAGGGGGUUAAUUUAGAAAAAUUAGGGCAAUAUUUGAGGCAAGAUCCCUUACAAACCUGCUUCAGUCCCGAAGGAAGCGAAUGGGCUUCGAUGCUUGUCGAGAACAGAUGCUUACAAAAUCAUCCUCUCAUUAUAAAACAAGACUUCGAAGGCUCUUUAUUGCAGGCACAUUUGACUCUAAUCGAGACUGUUAAUCAAGUGUUUGUUUGUGCCUAUCAAGAUCUGACGCAACAUUUCAAACAAAAAGUUAUGCCCUUGUUAUCUGUAACGAGUACUUUAUGUUCUCAAAUUGUAACAACGGAUGGAAAUUUAAUGAUUGCAGUACCAAAUACCGAUCACAAAAUACUUCAAUUGUUUAAAAUUAAUUUUACAUCAAUGAGUGACGAUUUAAAUUCUAAAACGAUUAAAAUUGAUAUAGGUAACAAACAAGCUCCUUCCACUCCCUCAAAAAAAUCCGAAGAUCAAAGAGUAUCCGACCUACAAUUUUAUUCGCAAGAGUUUCUAAGUUUAUUAAUUCUAAAUCAAGAAAAUAACACUUCAUGUUUAAUUCAACUACCUAUGAAUCAUGCUAGAUUUAACGAUGAGCAAAAUAUAAAACCAGAUUUUAUAAUAAAUUUAAAUGAUGUGACAGAUCCAAAUUUGUCCAAACCAUUUCAGGAUAUAUCACCGAGACAACUGACUGUUAGUGGUCCACGAAAAGUAGCUGCAAUUUUAAGUGAAAAUAAACGAAAAAUUCGAUUACUCGAAACGGAAGUCGAUCCUGAAGAGGAUGACGAUGAUGAUGACGAACAAGUUGGAGAUGAUAGCAUGAUGGACAUUACUCCAGGUAGUACUGCAAGCACUUCUCGGGCAUAA